AUAUGUAGAACGGAUUACAUUCAUAGUCGUAAUUUUAUCCAUCGGGACAUCAAGCCGGAUAACUUUCUGAUGGGCUUGGGAAAGAAGGGGAAUCUCGUGUACAUUAUAGAUUUUGGACUGGCUAAGAAAUACCGCGAUGGCCGUACACACAAGCACAUACCCUAUCGAGAAAACAAGAAUUUAACAGGCACAGCCAGAUAUGCAAGCAUUAAUACGCAUCUGGGAAUUGAACAGUCACGGCGGGACGACCUUGAAUCCUUGGGGUAUGUUCUCAUGUACUUCAAUAGAGGUAGUUUACCCUGGCAAGGUUUAAAGGCGGCGACUAAAAGACAAAAGUACGAACGUAUCUCUGAAAAGAAGAUGUCUACACCUGUCGAAGAACUGUGCAAGGGUUAUCCUGAGUUCGCGUCGUACCUAAGGUAUUGUCGAGGACUACGAUUCGAGGAGAGGCCUGACUACUCGUACCUCCGGCAACUCUUCCGGACGUUGUUUCACGGACAAGGCUUCACGUACGAUUACGUCUUCGAUUGGAAUAUGCUGAAAUUUGGCAACGUGAGGCAACAGACGUUAUCAUCGACGCAACAGACAACGGCGAUGCAGUCGCAACAUACGAACGCGGCGCUGCCAUCCGGGACCAAUAACGAUCAGGAACAUCGAUCUAGGCCCUACACACGGCAGUGUUUAGCAAACAUAUCAGUGGGGACAGUGGGCCCGACUGUGGGUGGGACAACCACGAACUUGAGAAGCAUGCGGCAAAAACGCGAGGCGAUAGACGCUCUUCGCGAUCAGGACAAUCAGGAGAGCGAUCUUCAAGGUAAACCACAGUUCUACCCAAAAUUAAAUUGUUCUAAGCCGGUUAUAACAAACCAGCAAACGAUGCGGCUGGUAGUUGAACAUCCGCAGCUAGCUGGCGGCAACGAAACGCCACGCGCGACCAACCCGUGUCAGUUCAGUACGUUUAAAUCAUCGCCGGUUAGAACAGCUCUGGAAGCGUCCCUGGACGUCGCGGGCCUUAACGUAGGAGCGAACCGCGAGGCGACCUUGAACCGUGCCGAGUUAAAUUGUAGCACGUCCCGUGAUUACACGGCGAACAGAUUGGCGGAUAGUAGCCCGGCUGGGUCGUUUCAUCAGCCAGACGUCAGUUAUUUCUUUCAAUUGUACAAACGCAAGAAUGAGAUAGACUUCGAGGUGAUGAUGUUCGAUCGUCUGACGCUGGACGAGAAAGGAAAGGCUGACCAGGAGGAGGAUGCGCGCGCGGCGGCAUCCGGCGGAUCGUUGAACUGUUUCGGUGGCUUGGACAAAGACAAAAGCGACGACGACAAGAAGCAGAAAGCUUCGACGCCCGGUGGCCGGCAUCAUCAUCAUCAUCAUCAUUAUCAUCAUCAUCAUCAUGCCUCGGGCCACCACGAUGUCCGCCGAGAUUCCGGAAACGUGGUGGAGUUCCUCGAGAAAGAGGGCGAGAUCUUCAAGAUAAGCAGCAGCGAACUGCUGCAGGAAGCAUCCGCGAGGAAGAAGCGGAAUUUCUCUUUCAAUAACAAAGAGAAGAGCCACAGAAGCUUAGAGUCGUUGGAAAGAAGCAUAGACCUCUCGGCGAAGGAUUCGAAAAGCUUGGAUCUGCUGUUCGAGGAACGUUCGAAGGCAUUUUUUCACGGGAAACAACGGAGCCUCGAUUCCUCCCACAAGUCAAAAAAGUCCGUGGAUUCGUCCGGCAACAAGGCGCGAAAACGGCCGAAUUUCUUUCAACGUGUACGAAGAAGCUGGCAUUUUUUACUCAUGCAGCGCAGAAUCAAGCGGCGAAAUAAAUACGAACAGCCACUGAGCGGCCGGGAGAAGUGCGAGUAUUUUUUGCACCGCCACUGCAAAAGCGAGAUGCUCGAGCCUGCCUCGAACUCGUCGCUCGCUCGUCUGCAAAAAGCCGAAUUGAGUCCCGAUGUUUCGCCUGAGCAAGACGACGACACCAUCGACGAUAAAGCCGCCGAGGCAGUUUCGAAAGCAGAUGGGAAAGACGAGAAAGAGGUUGCAGUUUUGUUGGAUGAUGGAGGCGGUACGAUUGGCGCAAAGAUAGACGGGCAAAACGGAUCGCCUGGCGAUCAGAAUGUCAGCGACAAGCCACCGAAAGACAACAAAGGCGCGGAGAAACCAUCUCAGUUGGUCACUGAGAAUAACAUCUCGCGAAAAUUGCAAGAAGUUAUUGGCACUGAAAAGAAGGAGCAUAUCGUGGACUGGGUAGUCACUAUAGCGAAUUUAGAUACUCUGAGUCAUGCUACCCGUUCCAACGAAACCGUCAGCUAUGGCAUAUUGCACGGUACACGUGGUAUCUUGAAGGGAAUACUGUUCGACAUUUUCCUCUGCGGACAGGUGAGAAUUACGACACGACGAAAUAUCACAAUAGACAAAUAUUACUGUUGCACCGAUAUUGCAUCCAUUGUUUCGGAUCAGCAUCAACCUCAUCUUUCUCCCAUGACCUGGAAACGUCGACAUUGUACGUCCACGUACCUGUACUCGUCGGGUUGUGCCGUACAGCCUGCUUCA
This is a messenger RNA of Heterotrigona itama, 2532 nucleotides long. The record is from the annotation of a GenBank genome assembly. Lineage: Eukaryota; Metazoa; Arthropoda; Insecta; Hymenoptera; Apidae.